AUGUCAUUAGUAAGGCUUAUUGGUAAGAAAGAAUUUGUGGGAUACAAUCCCCUCCGAAUUUUGGUACAAAAAAACCGUUGUUUCAAUGGAUUACGUUUCUAUUCUUCAGAUGUUGAGCAAAGAUAUAAAGAUAAAUUACUUAAUAAUGCAAAGAGACUCGGUUUCAAUUCUGUAGAUGAGUUGAAAGAUCAUUUGAAGGGCACUAUCGAGGAGAAAAAAAAACAGCUGAACAAGAUUGAUCCCUUAAAAGAACUUGAAGAAUAUGAGGCAUCCCAAGGGAAUGAUACUAGAAACAUGACUAAACCACAACCGGCAAUUGACCCUAGUUUGAAACAAACACCUUACAAGACACUAGAUUCAUAUUUAAAUUUAGAUAAAAUUAAAAAUUUAUCUGAGCAAGAAAUUGAGUUUUUAUGGAGAGCUAAAUGGGGGUCUAACGAAAACGUUAUGUCUGCCGUAGUUGGCACAGAAAUAUAUAACAGAAUGUACAAAAACAUUAGGGCCAAUCCUAUCUUUGUGCUACCUUUACCCAGACAGCUUGAUUCAGAAACCGAUGCGACAAACACCAAGAAAGAAGGAAUGGAACUUCAUUAUAUCCAAUGGCAAUUUGUAGGACCUACUACUGUUCAUUGUAUAUUGACCUCAUUAGAAGAGUUUAAAUUACACAAUCAAUAUGCUAGACCUCAUACAACAUUGGAAUUUUUCACAGACCUGUCAAAUGAUAAAGGCAUCAUCUUAAUGAAGGGUACGAUUGAACCAAACUCAAACAUCAAACCACAUGAUGCUCAAUUAUUAUUAUUAAAUAUUCAAAGAUUCUAUGGGGCUCUCGGAGAAGAUACUGAUAUCGCAAAGAAAAGAAUUAAGUUACUAAACGGAUUUACUAAAGGUUCUGUAGACUUUAGCGUUGAUUCCCUGAUCGAAUUAGCUCAAUCUUUGGAAAAUUGA
This is a messenger RNA of Maudiozyma saulgeensis, 945 nucleotides long. The record is from the annotation of a GenBank genome assembly. NCBI's taxonomy places the organism in Eukaryota, Fungi, Ascomycota, Saccharomycetes, Saccharomycetales, Saccharomycetaceae.